AUGGAGGGCGAAGAGGAAACGGAGCUUAGGAAUCCCUUUCCCUCGCCGCCGUCGCACUACACCAAGUACACUACGCACAACCUCAAUCUCCUCGAGCUCCUCCGCGAGCGCGUCGGGGAUGCAGAUCUCUCGACCGUCAAUCAGUAUGAAGUGCUGAUGGACCAUACGGACGUCCCAGAAUGGUCGCUUGUGCAACUGGAGAAGCCGAGGGUAGAUUGGAUUCUGGAGGAGGGACACUACACGGUCUUUGGAGAUACCUGGUUUGUCAAGGAAACGAUCCCUUCACUCGCUGAGCUUGGCGGCCACCAAUUGUACCCAGCCGACCCCAGCGUCGACCGCCGACUCGCACUGAGCAACAUAUUACGCUCCAUGCUCGUAAGCUACUCACAGCUGCUUGAUACACUCCUGGCACCGCCACCCACUGCCUCCGCCGCUGCACCUCCAGAGUGGCAGAGCAAAGUGGAGUGGAUUACCGUCCUUGCCCAGAACAUCAUGGCCGCGGCCAACGACCUGCGGCCCGUGCAAGCCAGAGGGAACCUGGAGCUUAUGAUGAGGAGACAACUCGAGCUACGCAGGGAGGAGACGAAGGCAAUCCACGACAAGUGCGAUGAGCUCGAGGCAAAGCUGAGUGCUAUGCGUGGAACGGUACAGAAAGUGUCGAAGGCAAACACCUCAACGCGCGAAGACAAAAGACCCGAGAGCUCUAAGGUGAGCUUACAUCGAUAUCUGGCAAUCAUCGCUCUUGCUGCCCUGUCGACCGAGGACGUUCUGUGUUGGGCAGAGGAAAUCGCCUAG
Messenger RNA from Rhodofomes roseus, 795 nucleotides. Its product is annotated as MED7 protein-domain-containing protein. Gene Ontology annotation, biological process: regulation of transcription by RNA polymerase II. Gene Ontology annotation, molecular function: transcription coregulator activity. Bases 1 to 795 code for a protein of 264 amino acids. The record is from RefSeq and is a predicted model, not a curated record. Lineage: Eukaryota; Fungi; Basidiomycota; Agaricomycetes; Polyporales; Fomitopsidaceae. Gene Ontology annotation, cellular component: mediator complex; core mediator complex. The transcript is spliced from 5 exons.